AUGUCAACUCAGCCCCUCCUACAGCGCACGGCAACGAAGCGCAUUGCUCUCCCUGUCCGAGUCGAACCAAAAGUGUCUUUCGCGAACGAGCGCACAUUUCUAUCAUGGCUGCACUUCACGGUCAUCUUAGGCGGUCUAUCUGUCGGCUUGCUAAACUUUGGCGAUAAGGUUGGGAAAAUCAGUGCUGCGAUGUUUUCCAUCGUGGCGGUGGCUAUCAUGCUCUAUGCCUUGUAUACCUAUCAUUGGCGCGCAGCCUCUAUCCGUAAAGGAGGCCGAGGACCAUAUGACGAUCGCCUGGGACCUACCUUGCUCUGUUUGGCCUUGUUAAUCUCCGUCAUUGUCAACUUUGCUCUGCGCUUUACGGAGGGCGAUAGUUAA
Messenger RNA from Heterobasidion irregulare TC 32-1, 378 nucleotides. RefSeq names its product component of vacuolar transporter chaperone. NCBI's taxonomy places the organism in Eukaryota, Fungi, Basidiomycota, Agaricomycetes, Russulales, Bondarzewiaceae. The record is from RefSeq and is a predicted model, not a curated record. Bases 1 to 378 code for a protein of 125 amino acids. Gene Ontology annotation, cellular component: vacuolar transporter chaperone complex; fungal-type vacuole membrane. The transcript is spliced from 5 exons.